GAGGACAAUGCAGAUCCCUGGAGCUCACGUGGGACAACUACCGUCACUGAAUCCAGCUCGACUGAUCCGUUUGAUCCAUAUCCGAUAGGGACCACAUCCCUUAACAGCUCCUCUGACCUGCUCCAGCCCCUUGCAGAUAUUUCCAUCAACAGUGCACCAACCACUUCGAUGGAGAACAAAGAUCCAAGUCCAGAAAUAAACAUGAGCAGUAAAGCCCUGAAAUCCCUUUCAGACGACGUCAUCCCCAUCAACACUGACAGCACAAGUCUCAGCACUCAGCGGCAAUGGGCACACACAUGGGAAUCCAGCGUGCCUCAGCCGACUAACACAGAAGAGAGCCAAGAGCCUGAAAUGGAAGGCCAAGCUGAAGAUCAACAGACGCUGAUCAUGUUUGAGAGAAAGUCCAAUGAGAAUGACUCCCCAUGGGACAGGUGGACAUCACCCACUGUCUAUACUAUCACUACCACUACAGGAGAGGAGGAGGAGGAGGAGGAGGAGGAGGAGGAGGAGGAGGAAGAGCAAAGCCCAGAGGAUACACAGACAGAGACAGACACAGACGUCGCCACUAUCAGGGAGAUACGCAGUGAGCCAGACCCUGCUAUGGAUCGGUCCGUGAUAGAAGACGACCACCGUGUCCAAACAACAGAACCUGAGACCAAAAAGGGGUUUGUAUAUGUGAAGGAGUAUGUCAAUGCAACAGAGACGUCCUCGUAUAAUGCCAGAGACACAUGCAAUAGUGGGUCAUCAAACUCUUACAGUUACUCUUCCAGCAGCCCCUCCACUUAUUCCAGCGGCUCACUGUCAUCCACCUGUACAUACUGCGGACAGCAGGUGGGCAAUGACGCCAAGAUCACCAUUGAGCACCUCAAUAUCAACUGUCACCCCACCUGCUUCAAGUGUGGUGUGUGUAGUAAGCCUAUGGGAGACCUGCUCUACAGUAUGUUCCUACAUGGUGGGAAAGUCCACUGCGAGAGCUGCUACUCCAAAGCUUUCGACUGAUUAUCAAAGCUCCUCAGCAGCCUCUUAUCCUCAUCCCCUUCACUUCAUGUUCAUUUGCAUAUAAAGUGAGAACUUGUCUUUUGCAAAGUUUUGACUGUGUUCAGUUUGAACUUUGCUGUGGUUUAGGGCGAUUACAGAGACCAUUACAUUGAACAAUAUGAUUUCUUAAUGUUGAAUGUUACAUGAGGUUAAAUUUCUAAUUUCUCAAACAUGUUAUACAAGCUUGUGUUGUUUUUUUUUUUCCUGAUGGUGAAAGCUGUAUCUGCCGCAGUAGAUCAUGAAGGAUAUGUCCGUACUAUAUGAUGCGAUACAUAUAACUGUGAACAGACUAAUACUGGCAAGUGGGGUACACUAUUAUAAUUAAGCAACAGUAGUUAUGUAAGAAAAUGACUUUGUUACAAAAUGUUUACUUCCUUUGUUCUUCUUUACACAAAACAG
Molecule: messenger RNA, 1437 nt
Organism: Xiphias gladius (swordfish)
Lineage: Eukaryota; Metazoa; Chordata; Actinopteri; Istiophoriformes; Xiphiidae
Gene: znf185
Product: zinc finger protein 185 with LIM domain
Exons: 15
Coding region: 169-999 (276 amino acids)
Source: RefSeq, a predicted model, not a curated record